Messenger RNA from Zasmidium cellare ATCC 36951, 1341 nucleotides. RefSeq lists its product as uncharacterized. Gene Ontology annotation, biological process: regulation of transcription by RNA polymerase II. The transcript has 3 exons. The coding region runs from base 1 to 1341 and encodes 446 amino acids. The record is from RefSeq and is a predicted model, not a curated record. Lineage: Eukaryota; Fungi; Ascomycota; Dothideomycetes; Mycosphaerellales; Mycosphaerellaceae. Gene Ontology annotation, molecular function: zinc ion binding; DNA-binding transcription activator activity, RNA polymerase II-specific.
AUGCCGAUUCAGAGCGAUGCGAGCAGGAAGCGAAAGGCACAUACAAAGUCGCGCCAGGGCUGCGGGAACUGCAAGCUGCGAAGAGUCAAGUGCGAUGAGACCCGUCCAAAAUGCAAGAAAUGCACGGCCUUUGGCGUAUCGUGCGACUACGACUCGAAAGCUUCCGACCUCUCAUUCUCAGGCGUUGGAUCCUUCCAAGUAGACAUCCCCAAACCUCCAACGCCUCCAGAAUCGCCCCCAGAGGGCGGUAAUGAAGACAUUGAGGCCGUAAUCGAUGGCAUGAUGAAUGCCCCGCUAUAUCUCCACGUCGACGAUGGGGCUCCAGGACCCGAAGUCUGCUACAUCGAUAAGCCGCAUUUGGAUCUCCUUCGAAAGUUUUACAACCGUACCGUUUUGUCAAUAGGCACAGCAGGAACCAAACACAUCUACCGCGGCGUGAUGACCAGAAUGGCAGCCCAACACUCCUUCGUCCUGCACGCCAUCUUGCGCUUCACUCUAAUCCACGAUCGUUACUUGUACGACCCGAUUGGAACCAAACCAUCAACAGCCGAAGCCUUCCACGGCUACCACGCAGCAGCACUCUUCGGCAAAAAGCUCCAAGGCCCAGUGCCUGAAGAAGAAAAAGACGCCCUCUGGGGCACCGCCGCAAUCCUUGGCGCCAGCGCCUUCGCCAGCAUCGAGGCCUCCAAAGCCGAAGAAGCCUGGCCGCUGAAAGACCCCGAAUUCGCAGACCUCGACUGGCUCAAGAUGAGCGACGGGAAGAAGGAGGUGUGGAAAAUCGCCGAUCCCCUGCGUCCUACGAGUGUCUUCCGCAAUGCGAUCGAGUACGAGAACAGCAGGAAAGCGGAGAUGCUGCACCGGCCGACGGAUCCUGAGUUGGACUCCUUGUUUCCCUGGGUGACAAAGCUAUUCCAUUUGGAUGCUCCUCGAUCAGAAGACGAUCCGAAAGAUCCCUACUUUGAGGCUGCGUCGAUUAUCGAGCGGCUGGUGCCCAUCGAGUGUAACCACAACACAGUCAUGUGGUUCUUGUCAUUCCUGGGCCAUAUGAAUCCCGAAUAUCGUCGACUGCUUGAAGCGAAAGAUACGCCUGCCAUGUUGCUGCUCUCGUGGUGGUAUGCCAAACUGAUCAACUACGAUCAGUGGUGGCUCAGACGGCGAGUCCUAUUCGAGUGUCAAGCCAUCUGCAUAUACUUGGAUGGAGAACUCGCCGAAUAUGAUGAGAUGCGGAAGUUGCUGGACUUCCCCAAGAGCAGAUGCGGUCUGGAUAGAGGAGACCUGGGGAGGAAAGACUUUCCUGCCCAUAAGCGCAGCGAGGACUUUCCUUGGGCACGGAACUUCUAG